Spea bombifrons (plains spadefoot toad) is the source of this 1287-nucleotide messenger RNA. RefSeq names its product mitochondrial ribosomal protein S12 (gene MRPS12). Gene Ontology annotation, biological process: translation. The record is from RefSeq and is a predicted model, not a curated record. The transcript has 3 exons. The coding region runs from base 61 to 510 and encodes 149 amino acids. Gene Ontology annotation, molecular function: structural constituent of ribosome. NCBI's taxonomy places the organism in Eukaryota, Metazoa, Chordata, Amphibia, Anura, Pelobatidae. Gene Ontology annotation, cellular component: ribosome; small ribosomal subunit.
GUGGCUUCACAUGGCGCUUUGGAAGCUGGGCAGUUGAAGGUGACCGUCUCCUGCCCCGAGAUGUCCGGUUCUGGGAUCCUGAGCUUGGCCGCCGCGCCGUGGCGUCUGGGCCUCUCAAUGCUCCGGUUUGGCGCCCAGAGGAGUCUCCAGAUUCCUGCCCCCCUGGAAUCUCGGACCAUGGCCACCCUGAACCAGAUGCACCGUGCGGGCAGGCCAAAGCCGCCACCUCCGAAACUGGGACCCACAUUUGGCCGCCCUCAGCUCAAGGGCGUUGUGCUCAAAACCAUGAUCCGGAAGCCGAAGAAACCAAACUCUGCCAAUCGCAAGUGCGCUCGCGUGCGGCUGAGCAACGGCAAAGAGGUGGUGUGCUUCAUUCCCGGCGAGGGCCACAACCUCCAAGAACACAACAUCGUCCUGGUGGAGGGAGGCCGUACGCAGGACCUGCCUGGGGUGAAACUCAAGGUGGUUCGGGGCAAAUAUGACUGUGCCCAUGUCAAAAAGAAAGCCUAGUAAUGUUCCAUGCCUCAGCCACUGCCUGGGCAGCGCCUCCUGGGGGGUAUAUGGGGCAGGAAGCCCCCGAAGGACAGUUAGUAACCGCAGAUUGGUGCAGCCAGCCUGCCGUGUCAUCGUCAGACGUGUAAAUGUUUGCGUGUGCGCUCUCCCAGCUGCUGGGGGAAGCCUUUGUUGUUCGCACUCACUGGCUCUAAAGCUCGAUGUGUAAAUGCCUUUCCUGAUCCUCCUCGAAAACAUGAAAUUUCACAGAUCCCAAAUACCUGGUUUAUUUCUGAAAUCGCCGCGUUCUGAAUGCCAGGAGGUCGGUUCUAGCUGUUCAGAGCCCCUGGCGGGGUGCAGUUACUCAUGUUCGGUAUUUUUGGGGGUUGGAAGGGCUUUUUACAGUUGGGGUGCCUUCAGCUUUGGGGUAAUCUGGGACUAACACUGGCUUCUCAAGGGAGUUAUUACCAUAGUAACAACCCUUGCACACGUAUGUCAUGGCUGUGCCACCAGGUGCAAAAAUAUUGGGUCGGGGUAAACAUAUUAUAAUUCAUUGUCCGGGGCGGGUUACACAGAGCUGCUUGUAAGACGCGGGGACGCAUUUCAGCCUACUUACCCUCAUGCCAUGGCAGAUAGGGCACUUAUAUAAGCUGAGUCCCGCACCAGUUACCGUUUAUUGAAAAAUGAUUUACCCUGUCUAUUUUCUCUUUUCUUAUGUUUGACCCCGCAGGUUAUUUAACAAACGCCUGACUUUCAAUAAAUGGAAACCCGAGGGAGGAAAUAAAACCUUGCUUU